UAGACUACGAAGUCGUCGUGGGGUAUUGCAUGGUAUUUGCACCAUCGACUUGAAGUUCUGGAACUUGAAGUUGUCCUGAUUGAGGCUGUCGUCUAACUGUCAAAGUACCGUUCCUGAGCAGCAAGACUCCUUGAUGACAGCUUUGUGAAGACUGUGGACAUCAAUGAAGUGCUCAAGUUUUCGGAUUUGCAUUUUUGCUGUUCCUCGUCUUUUGCGAUCUUCAGGUUCUCUUUUUCAUCCAGUUUCCCCCUUUGUUUUGAGCUGUCCAAGGAACAGUCCAGUCAUUUUGAGCAAUUGCUCGUCUUGUCAUAGAUAUUUCUCUGGCUGGUUGAAGAACCAUUCUUUGUCAUCUCUUAGUAGAUACAUCGAAAGAUCUGAGGCUGCUGACUCAAGGGGAUGCUCCAAAUCAAACUUACUUAACUUUUCUAGAAGUUACGGAUCUAGAUACUCUUCUGAAUUAGUUGUUAAGCCAAAUUUGGUCAUGAUGAAGCUGGAUACACCAGAAUUCCAUUCUCUUUUCACUCCUGAACUUCACGCUCUGUCGGCACUCUUCACAAAGUACGGACAUGAGCUGAGAAUCGCGGGUGGGGCUGUCCGCGACUUGCUGGCUGGAAAAGUGCCGGAUGAUAUUGACUUUGCUACCACGGCAACGCCUGCUCAGAUGAAAGAGAUGUUCACAAAGGAGGACAUCAGGAUGAUCAACUCAAACGGGGAGGCCCACGGAACCAUCACGGCUCGGAUCAAUGACAAGGAAAACUUUGAAGUGACGACCUUGAGAAUUGAUGUGGUGACGGACGGGCGGCGGGCCCAAGUGGAGUUCACCCAGGACUGGAUGUUGGACGCCAACCGACGGGAUCUGACGGUCAACUCCAUGUUUUUAGGUUUAGACGGUACCGUCCACGACUACUUUAAUGGAGUGGAAGACUUGAAGGACCAAAGAAUUCGAUUUGUCGGCGACCCUGAGCAGAGGAUACAAGAGGACUAUUUGAGAAUCCUCAGAUAUUUCAGAUUCUUUGGCCGUCUGGCGAAAGGACCCAAUGACCACGAGCAGGUGACAGUGGAUGCAAUUAAAAAGAAUGCUGGUGGACUGACGAGGGUGUCGGGUGAACGUAUCUGGGUGGAGAUGAGAAAAAUCCUGAUGGGUCGGAUGACGGCGUCUCUGCUGGAGAAGAUGAUAGAGCUUGGUCUCGGGGAACACAUCGGUCUGCCAAAUGCAACCAACUUUGCCGAGUUGCAGACGGUGUGUGAGAGAACAGAAGGCGCGUCGUUCAACCACAUGACACGCGUGUCAGCUUUGCUUGACGAGGAGGCUGAUGUGUACCAGCUGCACCAGAGAAACAAGAUGUCCAAUGACGAGCUGUCGUUAGCGCUGUUCCUCGUCAAGCAUCGGCGAGACGAGAUGGGUGACGACCUGCUGGCCUACUGCACCGACCUUCACACCGACACGAGCGGCAAGGAGACCAAGGUCGUUGGCAAGAUAGUGGAGCUCAUGAAGUACUGCGGCAAGACGGAGACUGCAGAGAAGUUCCCGACCAUGGAACUGCCUCAGCUGCCUGUGAAAGGUCACGACCUCCCCAAGACAGUGCCGAAGGGCCCCAAGUUUGCCGUCACACUCAACGAGCUGCGGAGGAUCUGGAAGGAAAGUCGCUACACGCUCAGCAAGGAACAGCUGCUGGCCAAGAUCCCUGAAGUGUUGGAGAACCUUCCGCAGGAUCUGAAAAAGAUGCGGAAAAAGUAACAUUUUCUUAGGGUAAAUUUUAAGUUUUUAAAUUUUAUUUUAGGUACUGAUACAAGUAUAUAUAUGUAAGGCGUGGUAAAGUUGGUACACGCUCAGCAAGGAACAGCUGCUGGCCAAGAUUCCAGAUGUGUUGGAGAACCUUCCGCAGGAUCUGAAAAAGAUGCGGAAAAAGUAACAUUUUUCUUAGGAUUAUUUUUCUAGCUUUUAAAUUAUAUUUUAGUAUUGAUACCAAUAUAUGUGAGGUGUCGUGGUGGAAUCAGGCGCUCAUCAAAAUAAUGAAAUCGAAGAAACUGGCAUUUUUCUGGCCAAUUGGCUAUUUGAUUGAAUUUUUAUUUUUUGACUCAAGGCAAC
Aplysia californica (California sea hare) is the source of this 2089-nucleotide messenger RNA. RefSeq names its product CCA tRNA nucleotidyltransferase 1, mitochondrial. Gene Ontology annotation, biological process: RNA processing. NCBI's taxonomy places the organism in Eukaryota, Metazoa, Mollusca, Gastropoda, Aplysiida, Aplysiidae. The transcript has 9 exons. The coding region runs from base 164 to 1738 and encodes 524 amino acids. The record is from RefSeq and is a predicted model, not a curated record. Gene Ontology annotation, molecular function: RNA binding; nucleotidyltransferase activity.